Molecule: messenger RNA, 1603 nt
Organism: Ctenocephalides felis (cat flea)
Lineage: Eukaryota; Metazoa; Arthropoda; Insecta; Siphonaptera; Pulicidae
Product: clavesin-2
Exons: 6
Coding region: 136-1086 (316 amino acids)
Cellular component (GO): membrane
Molecular function (GO): phosphatidylinositol bisphosphate binding
Source: RefSeq, a predicted model, not a curated record
AUUUCGGAAUUGACUUCGAUCGGGAUUACUUGUUGUUAUUAUUAUUACCUUAUUUCAUUUUUGUUUUUGUUGCAAAUCAAGUGUUCCGUAAGGAUUUUUAGUGUGCUCUGUGAUUUGAUUUGAUAAACGUAAACAAUGGCCACAAGCACUGCCCAACCAGUGAGUUACGACUCCUUAAGUCCUGCCCUAAAGAGAGUCGCCCUCGAAGAGUUAAGGGAAGAUGAAGACAUGAGGGAGCAGGCUCUGGAGCAAUUCAGAGACUGGAUCAACAAACAUCCUCAUAUCAAAAAAUGCAGAACUGAUGAUUUGUUCCUGUUGAGAUUCUUGCGCACCAAAAAGUUCUCCGUGCCCCAAAGUUGUGAGAUGUUGGAACGCUAUUUGAGUGUACGUCAAUUGCACCCUGACUGGUUCCAGAAUUUAGACAUCGAUGAUCCAGCUUUGGAUGAUAUUAUUACUUCUGGUUACAUUGUUCCUUUACCACAAAGGGACAGACAUGGAAGGCAGAUUAUACUUUCUAGAGCAGGUCAUUUCGACCCUUACAAGUACACUUCAGCACAGAUGGCACGUGCACACAGUUUAGUGUGCGAAGCUUUAUUGGACGAAGAACAAAGCCAGGUUGCUGGAUAUUCUUAUAUCAAUGACGAAGAUGGUUUGCAAAUGGGACACCUCAGUUUGUGGAGCCUUUCUGAUAUCAGGAGUCUUCUGAGAGCCAUUCAGAACUCUACUCCAAUGAGACACAAGGAGACUCAUUUCGUGAACGUUCCUCAAUACGCCAACAAAAUUUUGGAGUUUGCUUUGGGACUGCUCAGUGAUAAACUCAAAAACAGAGUUAUGAUGCAUAAAGAGCAAGAUGCCCUGAAAGAGCAAUUUGACCCAUCCAUCCUGCCCAAAGAGUACGGUGGUGUUGUACCAUUAUCCGAAAUGAUCGAGCAGUUCAAACAGAAAGCCAGAGCCCGAAGAGACAGAAUUUUGGCUCUCGAUGAAAUGCAAAUCGAUUUAGAGGCUAUGAAUAUCACCAAAGAGACUCAUGAGGACGACUUGGGUACCGGAGUUGCUGGAAGUUUUAGGAAAUUGCAAGUCGAUUGAGGGAAGGAACUAGGAAAAGUAAUAUCAUAAACUGAAGGUUUAUAUAUAUUUUCUCUUAUUGAUUUUUGCACGUGUGAUUGAGUUAAAGGUACAAGGAUGCUUAUUAAUAAUACAUACAGUAGAGACUCGAAUAACUGGACUAAUUGUUAUCGAUAGGCAUUCGGAUAAUCGAAUGUAUGAAGAAUAAUGUUAUGUAUUUGGAGGUUUAUUAGGAAUUUAAAACCACCUUAUGUAUGUACAUAUAUAUAUUUUUAAAUUACAAUCAUAAUCUAAACUGCAGCCUUAAUCAUGCAAAAAUUCGAAUUGUAGGUAUGUACAUACAUAUAAAUUGGUCGUGGUUGGGAGUCCAAGGUUUUACUGAAUUUAAUUUUUAAUAAGCACCCUUUGUCAAAGUUUUUUUUAAUGAGGAAUCUAUAUAUAAAUAUCAUAUUUAAAUUAUUUUUUCAACCAAUUGACAGAAAGAAAAUCGGUAUAGUUUAUUACACCGAUAAUAUUCUAUUCGAUUCUGUUUUGAAUU